Argiope bruennichi is the source of this 1137-nucleotide messenger RNA. RefSeq lists its product as uncharacterized. Lineage: Eukaryota; Metazoa; Arthropoda; Arachnida; Araneae; Araneidae. The record is from RefSeq and is a predicted model, not a curated record. The coding region runs from base 126 to 1028 and encodes 300 amino acids. The transcript has 8 exons.
CCAUUUCUGUGACGCUCAUUUUGGGGUAGAUAACGCCAUAUCAGUAUUUUUGUAGUGACUUAUAAAAAAUUAAGUCCUUUCUCACGAGAUUUCACUUCAAAGAGAUUUAGCUCUUCAGAAUUGCUAUGAGGGUGCUUCUGGUCUUGUUUCUUGCGGGCUUUGCUCUGGCGGCGGCCAGUCCUCUUUACGAACUCGACCAAGUCGAUGGCUUCGGAGAGUUAGCAGACGAUCUUGAUUUUUUCGCUGAAGAAAACAAAGACGACCUUAUUCAGAAGCUGAAGGACAAAUUCCAGGAAGUAGUGAAGAAAGUGAAAGAUGCCAUAGACCAAGGCAAAAGCCUGAAGGAAGGUUUGGAGACGUUGGAGAAGAUCCGAAAGAAGCUGAAGGAGUUCAACAUCGACCUCGGCGACUUUGGAAACGAGUACUUGGAGCAGCUCAAGGAGAAGGUGAAAGACUACUGGAAGAAGCUCAAGGACAGGCUUGGUGUGAGCAAAAGAAACACUGCCGAUGAUGUGGCUGGUAUGAUCCAGGAUUUCAAGCAACUGAUCAAUGAGGAAUACGACCCGGAAAAGAUAAAGGCAUUUGUUACAAAACACUUCGGAGAGAAUGAAGAAAUGACUAAAGCUCUGACACAGCUGAUCAAGGAGUACGGAAAAGAAAGCCUUGAAAAGAUUCGCGAAUUUUUCAAGAAGUUUAUCGAUGGUAUGAUUGGCGUGCACAAUACGUCCAACAACGAUGUCUUUGAGCAAAUUCGUGACUUCUUCAAGGAUUUUGGAGUCGAGAUUAAGAACAGAUUCACCAAGUUCGGAGAAUGGGUCAAGGAACAAUACAAGAAGGGACUGGAGAAGAGCAAAAAUAAACUGGAGAACGUCAAGAAAAUCGCCAAAGAGUUUUUGGAAGACACCAGGAAGAUCUCCAGAGAUGUUGCCGAGGAAGCCUUGGACUUCUUCAGAGAAUAUAAGAAGGACCUUGGCAUCAUCUUUGACGACAUCGAAGUGAAAGUAAAGGACAUCCUGAAACAAGACUAGACUUCGAUUUAAUACUGAUUUAGUAACUGUAUUCAAAUCGAGUUUCCACUCAUUGUUCAAGUUUUCUAGGCUUGUCUUUUUAUGUAACAAAAAAUAUUAAUAAAUAUUA